AUGCCCUGUCUGAUCCUGACGGGCCACCCAUGUGUGGGCAAGACUACCUUGGCAGAGGUUAUCAAGGAACGAGCCCUGCAACACUCCUCCCAUCUCAUUUCCUCUGUCGUAAUUGUCAAUGAAGAAAUGGCUUGUCCGGGUCUCACCAAGGCCCAAUGCUACUUGAAUUCACACAAUGAGAAAAAGACACGAGGAGCCUUGAAAACAUGCUUUGAUCAAGCAGUCGUAGGUGGCUCGGCUUCCAAAGCUGCUAAUGAAGGACAGACAGAAAAGCAUCAGCAACAACUCGUCAUCUUGGACUCUUUGAAUUACAUCAAAGGAUUUCGCUAUGAGUUACACUGCAUUUCCAAAUCGGCAGGAAGACAACAUGGUGUCAUUUGGGUACUCAACUCCAUGGAUCUGGCCAAGGAGUGGAAUCAAAAGAGAAAUCAGCAACAACAACAAUCUGAAGCAGCAAAUAGUGACAAACCCCACUACUAUUAUUCGGACGCGACCAUAGAUGAACUCAUCCUCCGAUAUGAGCCACCCGACGAACGAAAUCGAUGGGAUAAGCCACUCUACAAGGUAGACAUGAGACCACAGGAAUUGAAGUCGCAGCAACAAAAUCAGCAGGGAAAGACUGCGGGAGAGAUAUUGGAAAAGAGUGUCUACAAUAUGCAUGCUUUGAGUGAUGUAAUGGGGUCAACCGGACAAGAAAAGGAUCCAGCACAAGCAGAGAACGGUGGAGUUACCAGGGAAAACACAUCUGAUACAACAGCAACAGCUGCUGCCCCCAAGAAAAAAGGUUUCAAAGGCUUCAAACGAGCUCCAAAGACGGCCAAACCAUUGGCGGCAACCGUGAUCUCGGCAGCUCCAUCUACAGGCUCUAGUAACAACGCAACCGACAACAACCCAUUGCACUCCAACAAUGCAAACAAUCCCAACUCUCAGGAUGAGCCCAUAUUGUAUCCCAAGGACUUUCUAUAUUCCUCCAAACCAUCGGAACAACCAAUCCAUACAGAUGCUUCGUCCAUGGACGGAAUCAAUGAUUUCAAUACCAACAACAAUGACAAUCCGCAACUAAGAGGUGGCGAUGCACCAUCGGUGAUCAGACGAGGACCCAAAAAGGCACCCCGACCAGCACCCAAACAGCCUGAUCCCCUCACUUCUGUGGAGGAACAAGUGGAUUGCAUUCUGGAUGCCUUUUUGUUGCAUGUCAAACCAUUGCAAGAAGGAUCCUCCACACGUCCUCAUGUGGCCGUCAGUGCCAAUGCAUUACAUGAAAUGGAUGCCGUUACUCAAUCCGUCUGUGAUACCAUUGUGCGAGGAGGAGGUGGAGUUACUGUUGGUCGGAUUCCCAUUGUCUUAUCACAGAGCAGCAAGCAGCAACAACUGUUUCUAAAGACGCAUCGAACAUUGUCCCCAGCCGAGCUGAAACGAUUACGACGUCAAUAUCUGCGAUGGGUGGGGGCCCAUCCACCGGAGGAUUGUGAAACUGAAUAUGGAAUCGCAGAAUCCUUUGUUUCCUACAUUGAAGCCCAGUUAUAG
Molecule: messenger RNA, 1527 nt
Organism: Seminavis robusta
Lineage: Eukaryota; Bacillariophyta; Bacillariophyceae; Naviculales; Naviculaceae
Source: the annotation of a GenBank genome assembly